AUGUCGAAAGUUGUGUUUAGUCGAGCCUCCCGCUCCAAAGUAUGGGAUCACUUUGAGAAAAGUGGAGAUAAGCCAGAGGCCAGCUGCAAGUUGUGCAAAAAAAGUUUCAUAUACAACGGAGGGACUACGAGUAAUUUGCUUGCUCACUUGAAGUCGGCACAUCCGUCCGUUGUCGCUUCCAAUGAACCCGCUUCCAAAGUUCAGAAAUCUGGUGCGAUAGACAAGUUUGUUCUUUCUCGAGCUAGAGCCACCAAACCUUGCAGUGGGGCGGAUGCUGAAGCCUUGACGCAGCUGCUUGUGGAUUGGAUCACCACGGACAUGCGUCCUUUGAACAUUGUAAACGACGACGGGCUCAAGCGGUUGCUUCGUUUCAUGGAGCCCAGCUUCAACGUCCCCAGUCGAACUCAUAUUGCCUCCGUCGUCAAGCGCAAACACUCCGAUGGCAAGGAGGAAGUGAAGGCCAUGAUGAAGUCUGCUCGUCGUGUGGCAGUGACGACCGAUGGCUGGACAUCAAAAGCAGUCCGGUCGUACUCGACGUUCACCGCCCAUUUCCUCGACGACAACUGGGACUUACAGAGUGUUGUGUUAGCGACGCGGCCUUUGGACGACAGGCACACAGCAGUAAACAUCGCUGCACAGUUGAAAGAAAUUGUUGAGGAGUUCGGCAUAAGUGAGAAGGUAGUGGCCAUUGUGCACGACGAGGCUCGGAACAUGGUUGCUGCCAGCACACUGCUUCAAGCUGAUAGUGAUAGUGAUGUCCAGGGUGUUGUGUGUGCUGCACACAUGCUGCAGACGUGCUUGCGCCAUGCGCUGGACAGCAGCAAGCCAGUGCAGAAGCUUCUAGCUGAGGGUCGACGUCUUGUGGGGCAUUUCCACCACAGCUCCCACGCAACUGCUCAGCUAAACGCCCAGCAAGUGAGCCAUGCUAAGGAGAACAAGCUUACCCUCCAGCAGCCACUCCGCCUGAUGCAGGACGUCACAACCGGGUGGAACAGCAUGUAUUAUAUGUUGCGACGCUUGCUGGAGCUAAGGCCUCACGUGACCUCUGUUCUGGUGGACACUGCCAAGACGCCCAAGGCUGACCAUAGGGCAUUGCUCUUGAAAGAGAAGCGUUGGGCUACUGCUGAGCAACUCAUGGAGGUCUUAGCUCCUUCGGAAAAAGCGACGCGCCUUCUGAGUGGUCAGAAAUAUCUGACUAUCUCAUGUGUGAUGCCAGUCGUCAUGUCUCUGCACACCAUGGCGCUAGCAGAUGCGGGCAAGGCGGCAGCCAAUGGUGAAGCUGCGAUCGCUCAGCUGUGUCACAAGCUUGCUUCUGAGCUUGCAAACAAGUUUCACCUGGACCCUGUAGACUUGUCCAGGAUGCACGUGUCGGCAGCAGCGCUAGACCCACGCUCGCGCUCCUUGGCAUUCCUGGACGAUGCGGGCCGGAAAGCAGUAAAGCUGGAGCUUCUGCAACGCUGCAUAGCUGACGGCCAGGAGGCGGCAACAGCAGCCGAACCAGCACCAAAGCGUACUCCUCAGGAUUUGGAUUUGUUCUUCGGAGCUGCCACAGUGGAGGAGGUCUCGUACAGUGCUGGAGUGGAGAGGGAGCUGGAGGUGUAUUUCAGCGAAACAACCGCACCUCCAGCUACUAAUCCACUGAAGUGGUGGUGUGUCAAUGAGGACCGGCUGCCACACCUUGCGAAGGUCGCCAAGGCUAUUUUGUGUGUGCCGGCAACUUCCGUUCCUUCCGAGAGAGUGUUCUCGGCUGCCGGCCACAUCGUCAGCAAGCGUCGUGCUGGUCUCUCGGAAGAGAGCGUAGACGCCCUGAUCUUCCUCCAGCAGAACAAGUCGCUGAAGGUGCACACCAGCCAUGCUGUCCCGCCUGAGUUCCGUGCGCCCGUGACCGAGGAAGCUCCUGUUGCUCUGGAUGUUGUGCUGGACGAUGAGCUCCCUCUGCAGCUGCCGUCUCUGUAA
This is a messenger RNA of Sycon ciliatum, 1956 nucleotides long. RefSeq names its product zinc finger BED domain-containing protein 4-like. The record is from RefSeq and is a predicted model, not a curated record. Gene Ontology annotation, molecular function: protein dimerization activity; DNA binding. The coding region runs from base 1 to 1956 and encodes 651 amino acids. Gene Ontology annotation, biological process: regulation of transcription by RNA polymerase II. Gene Ontology annotation, cellular component: nucleus. The transcript has a single exon. NCBI's taxonomy places the organism in Eukaryota, Metazoa, Porifera, Calcarea, Leucosolenida, Sycettidae.